ACACAAAAGCGGACAUAAUUUGAUGCAAGGAAAAACCAAGACAGGUCGAAACAAUAGAAGCAUAGAGAAGACGGCUCCCUCUACCCACGUUGCCGAGUAUUGUGUUGAUUUCCAAGAUACUUCUGUCGUUUUGUGCUUGGAUGUCAUAUAUCCUACCAGUACGUAAAAAACGUAUUUAGUAUGUUUUUGAGGGUCUGAGGACGAAAACAUGCUUUUGUAACCGAAAAUGCGUUUUCUCUGUUUUCUAGUUUUGCUCCUCGCGGACUUGCCGGUGCUGUGAAUUAUGAACUUUCAGAACAGGAUUGUGAAUGAUAAUGUUGAAAACAAAGCCCAUACGUCAAUUGGAGAGACCUUUACUAAACAUUUCUCGGCACUUAUAUGACCUUAUUGGGUUGCAAGUGCCGUAAAACGCUUACUGAAACUAAAACAUUUCUGACAUUAUUGUUGCAAGUGCAAGUUUGAAUUUGUUGCAUGUUGAAAAGUGUAUUUGAAGUUGAAGGGUUUGGAGUGGGGCUACUUGUCCAAUGCCCACCAUAUGGACCUGACGCGUUGGGACAGUCUGUUUUCUUUUGGUUUUGAAAAGUUAGCAGCGAUGGUGGUAUACCUAAUAGUGUGUCGUUGACUGCCUAUCAAGUUACCUCUUUGUGGUUAGAUGUAGAAUAAUAAUAUGCUGUAUCGAGUAGUGCGUUUGGAUCCCUGCAUACUCGCCGCUCUACCCGUUGGCUUUUUUGUGCUUGGACCAUCCAUUAUGUUGUAGGAUCAGGAGCCUGUGUGAGUAGAGGUGACGCGUGGUUCAGACGUUUGAUAGGUAUAAUUAGAUUCCUGUUAUAUUACCGGCGUGGUGGUGGUUGUGGGAGUGUGUCAGUGUGCCCUGUGAGCCGCGAGGAGGGCGGUUGGGAGUGAGACACAGACAGAGACAAACGAUCCUUCCAUCCAUCCAAUAUCCCUCCAUCCAUCGCUUUCAGUGGUGGUUGUUGUGGUUGUGGUGGUGUGUUCUUUCAGCUGUCAUGUCGUCGACCUCCUAUACCGUGUCGUCGCCCGCUGCUGCCGCCGACACGAAGGAUGGGAAAGCUACACACGAUGAGAUGGGCGAACUUCAGGCCACUAUAGAGAUCUCUGUGGAGCUGAAUCGCUUUUACAAUGUGGACCUGUUCCAGCGUGGACACUAUCAGAUCCAGACAGUUCUGAAGACCCCGCCUAAAUCGCCGGCCCGUGUGGAAAUCAGUGACAAUAAAGUCAACGCGCAGCAAGGUGAGUGCUUAAUGGGUUUCUCUUGUGUCGUGAAGUAGAGUGGGCCGGAAGAGUGCGUCAACUUCACUUACGCGUUCGUUGUGUCCUCAGUAGGCAGACAGAGAGACUUCCAGAUAGAUAGAUAGACAGACAGACAGACAGACAGAAUAGAUAGAC
This is a messenger RNA of Aplysia californica (California sea hare), 1407 nucleotides long. RefSeq names its product protein FAM135A-like. The transcript has 3 exons. NCBI's taxonomy places the organism in Eukaryota, Metazoa, Mollusca, Gastropoda, Aplysiida, Aplysiidae. Bases 1008 to 1289 code for a protein of 93 amino acids. The record is from RefSeq and is a predicted model, not a curated record.